AUAAGAACAAGCUUAUUUUGACAAUAGAUGGAUGACUUGGCUUUCAAGAAUUUAAUUAGUGCUUUCCUUGCAAUGCAGUAGCAAAGUCUCUCGCGAUACUCUCUAUGAAGCUGUCCGGGAGGUCCUUCAGGGAUCCCAGCAGAAGCCUCGCAAGUUCCUGGAAACUGUGGAGCUGCAGAUCAGUCUGAAGAACUAUGACCCUCAAAAGGACAAGCGUUUCUCUGGCACUGUCAGGCUAAAGAGUGCCCCUCGGCCCAAGUUUUCCAUCUGUGUGCUUGGUGACCAGCAACAUUGUGAUGAGGCCAAGGCUGCUGACCUCCCUCACAUGGAUAUCGAGGCUCUAAAGAAACUGAACAAGAACAAAAAGAUGGUUAAAAAGCUUGCAAAGAAGUAUGAUGCUUUCCUUGCCUCUGAGUCCCUCAUUAAGCAGAUUCCUCGUAUUCUGGGCCCUGGUCUGAACAAGGCUGGCAAGUUUCCCUCCCUCCUCACUCACAAUGAGAACAUGAUCACCAAAGUAGAUGAAGUCAAAUCAACCAUCAAGUUCCAGAUGAAGAAGGUCCUGUGCUUGGCUGUUGCAGUGGGACAUGUUAAAAUGACUGAAGAGGAACUGGUCUACAACAUUCACUUGGCCAUCAACUUCCUGGUGUCACUGCUGAAGAAAAACUGGCAGAAUGUGCGUGCCUUGUACAUCAAGAGUAGUAUGGGCAAGCCCCAACGCCUCUACUAAAUGUUCUGUUCAAUGUUAUAAAAAAUAAAUACUUCAUAGCA
Messenger RNA from Pristis pectinata (smalltooth sawfish), 768 nucleotides. RefSeq names its product ribosomal protein L10a (gene rpl10a). The coding region runs from base 326 to 727 and encodes 133 amino acids. NCBI's taxonomy places the organism in Eukaryota, Metazoa, Chordata, Chondrichthyes, Rhinopristiformes, Pristidae. The record is from RefSeq and is a predicted model, not a curated record. The transcript has 5 exons.